AUGGCAGGAGUAGCGGCCCGGUGGCGGCGGUUGGUGGUGCUGCGGCAGCCCGUAGGGGCCGGCCAGGUAGAGGCGGAUCCCCUGGACCGCGGUGGCGAGAUCGCGGAGUGCGCCGGUGACUUCCUCCGGGGUGAAGACAGCGGCAACCGGGGCGGCGGAGGCAAAGUGAGGGAUGCCCUGAAGAAACAAGAGCUUGACUUGGCUGAGAUGCAAAAAACUGCUUUAGAGAAGACCAGGCUUGCGGAUGAGAAGCUGGCUUCAGUGACUAAGCUUGAAGAAGAAAACACCAAUCUAAAAGCUGCUCUUGAUGCUGCCAACCAGGAGGUCAGUCGACUGAAAAGCGACAAGACCACCCUGAAUGACAAGGCUAGUGAGUUGAAGAGAAACAAGAAUGAUCUAGAGGCUUAUCUGGGUGGACUCGCCAAGAAGUUGUUCCUCAUGCUUGAAGAAUUUUUUCAGAACUUUGAAGAGGAGACUGGUCGACUGGAAGUAAACCUGGGCCCCAUCAACUCUCCCCUGAAAGAUGAAGUCACCAUGAAUCCUGUAGGUUAUCAAGAGGGUAUGGUAGGAACUGUCAGACCCAAGGAGGAUCUGAAGAACUGGAUCCAGAGGAACUAG
Molecule: messenger RNA, 618 nt
Organism: Triticum aestivum (bread wheat)
Lineage: Eukaryota; Viridiplantae; Streptophyta; Magnoliopsida; Poales; Poaceae
Exons: 4
Coding region: 1-618 (205 amino acids)
Source: RefSeq, a predicted model, not a curated record